Messenger RNA from Guyanagaster necrorhizus, 1178 nucleotides. Its product is annotated as oxaloacetate acetylhydrolase. The record is from RefSeq and is a predicted model, not a curated record. The transcript is spliced from 9 exons. Bases 1 to 1050 code for a protein of 349 amino acids. Lineage: Eukaryota; Fungi; Basidiomycota; Agaricomycetes; Agaricales; Physalacriaceae. Gene Ontology annotation, molecular function: catalytic activity.
AUGCCUGCUCCCAGCUACUCCGUUGCCCUCGAGACCACCGCUUCCGAGCCUGUGGCCCCUGCUCCUGUUGCAGUCGAGGAACCGUUACGAGAGUCAGACGCCUACUACAAUGCUCGUCUUGACCCCAAGAACUUCUUGGAGGGACCGCUGUCGCCUAACCCUGCGACCCGCCUUCGUCAAAUGCUUGCUCGCCCAGGUAUUGUCGUCGCGCCUGGCAUCUGCGAUGGGAUCAGUGCACGGUGCGCCUUGGAGGCUGGUUUCGAUUGCCUUUAUCAGAGUGGUGCAGCUACCACCGCUUCGCGUAUGGGUCAGCCCGACUUGGCCAUUGCUACUCUCAACGACUUUGUCGGUGCCGGACAAAUGGUGUCCAGUUUGAACCCAUCGGUGCCGGUCAUCGCCGACGCAGACACAGGUUUCGGCGGGCCUGCUAUGAUCGCGCGCACCGUCCGUCAAUACGCAAGGGCAGGAAUUGCUGCUUGCCACAUCGAGGAUCAGGUACAGACCAAGCGGUGUGGUCAUCUUAUGGGCAAACAGGUCGUUUCACGAGAGGAAUUCGUUACUCGUAUCCGCGCGGCUGUUAUCGCUCGUGAUGGUAUCCCUGGUGGUUCAGACUUUGUCAUCAUUGGGCGAACGGACUCGGCACAGGUGCUGGGAAUGGAUGAAGCUAUUGCUCGUCUCAAGCUAGCGGCGGCAGCUGGCGCCGAUGUCUGCUUUAUUGAGGGCGUGAAGACUAAGGAUUUGCUGGAGUCCACUGUCGCUGCAUUGGCUCCUACUCCUGUCCUCGUCAACGUCAUCUCUGGCGGUCUGACUCCGUCCUUCACAUGCCCUGAAGCCGAGCAAAUGGGAGCCAAGAUCAUCAUCUUCUCGCUGGUAUCCUGUGUCGCUAUGGUGCAUGCUUGCCGCGCUGCGAUGAAGUCCCUGAAGAAGACGGGCACAGACUUUAGCUCUGCUCAGGGCAUGGAUCCCAAGAAGUUCUUUGAAGUUAUGGGUCUGAAUGAGAUUGUUGAGCUCGAUGCGGCGGCGGGUGGAUCUGCUUUCCAACUUGUUUAAUUUUUUUUUUCCUGCAUGCAUGUAUACCAAACCUCAAAUAACCUAUUUUAUUGAUCGGUAUUACUAGUAACUGUGUGUAAUACUGCUGGGCAUCACGAAUUUUUAUGACCUUAGACGUCUUGCCAUUG